This is a messenger RNA of Pteronotus mesoamericanus, 1802 nucleotides long. It is a transcript of the gene EVL, whose product is annotated as Enah/Vasp-like. The transcript has 14 exons. The record is from RefSeq and is a predicted model, not a curated record. Gene Ontology annotation, molecular function: profilin binding; SH3 domain binding; actin binding. Lineage: Eukaryota; Metazoa; Chordata; Mammalia; Chiroptera; Mormoopidae. The coding region runs from base 112 to 1383 and encodes 423 amino acids. Gene Ontology annotation, cellular component: cytoskeleton. Gene Ontology annotation, biological process: actin polymerization or depolymerization; protein homotetramerization; positive regulation of actin filament polymerization.
GAGAACCCCGCCUCUUUUUCCUGCACUUUGCACCAUCUGACUGACUAAAUGGUUGUCCUCCGAACCAAAAAGGCUACCAGACAAUCUGAGGAAAUUGUCUCUGACUAGGUCAUGUUCGCAUUUGAAGAAUUCAGUGAACAGAGUAUCUGCCAAGCCCGGGCUUCCGUGAUGGUCUACGAUGACACCAGCAAGAAAUGGGGACCAAUCAAACCUGGCCAGCAGGGGUUCAGCCGGGUCAACAUCUACCACAACACUGCCAGCAGCACCUUCCGAGUGGUCGGGGUCAAACUGCAGGAUCAGCAGGUUGUGAUCAAUUAUUCAAUCGUGAAAGGGCUGAAGUACAAUCAGGCGACACCGACCUUCCACCAGUGGCGAGACGCCCGCCAGGUCUACGGCUUGAACUUCGCCAGCAAGGAGGAGGCGACCACGUUCUCCAACGCCAUGCUGUUCGCCCUGAGCGUCAUGAAUUCCCAGGAGGGAGGCCCCGCCACCCAGCGUCAGGUGCAGAAUGGCCCCUCUCCUGAUGAGAUGGACAUCCAGAGAAGACAAGUGAUGGAGCAGCAGCACCAGCAGCAGCGCCAGGAGUCUCUAGAGAGAAGAGCCUCCGCCACAGGACCCACCCUCCCACCGGGGCACCCCUCAUCGGCAGCCAGCGCCCCCCUCUCCUGUAGCGGGCCUCCGCCCCCGCCCCCGCCCCCUGUCCCACCACCACCCACGGGGGCCACGCCCCCGCCCCCGCCCCCACUGCCAGCCGGAGGAGCCCAGGGCUCCAGCCACGACGAGAGCUCCGUGUCGGGACUGGCCGCCGCCCUGGCUGGAGCCAAGCUGAGGAGGGUCCAGCGGCCAGAAGAUGCGUCUGGAGGCUCCAGCCCCAGUGGGACCUCCAAGGCCGAUGCGAGCCGGGCGAGCAGCGGGGGCGGCGGGGGCGGCCUCAUGGAGGAGAUGAACAAGCUGCUGGCCAAGAGGAGAAAAGCAGCCUCCCAGACAGACAAGCCGGCCGAUAAAAAGGAAGAUGAAAGCCAAACGGAAGAGCCGAGCAUCUCUCCAUCUCCGGGGACCCGAGCAGCCAGCCAGCCACCUAACUCCUCAGAGGCCGGCCGGAAGCCCUGGGAGCGGAGCAACUCCGUGGAGAAGCCCGUGUCCGCACUACUGUCCAGAACCCCGUCUGUGGCCAAGAGCCCCGAAGCUAAGAGCCCCCUCCAGUCGCAGCCUCACGCUAGGAUGAAGCCAGCAGGAAGCGUCAACGACGUGGCCCUGGACGCCUUCGAUUUGGACCGGAUGAAACAGGAGAUCCUGGAGGAGGUGGUCCGAGAACUCCACAAGGUGAAGGAGGAGAUCAUCGACGCCAUCAGGCAGGAGCUGAGCGGGAUCAGCACCUCAUAGGCGCGCAGCCCCCGCGCCCAAGAUGUGUCCCCCCGUGGACGGCGGGGGACAGUGAGGAGCCCAGCCGGCCCGGCCGCCAGCACGCGAGCACGCACUGAAGCUGGGAUGUGCUUCAUUUACAGUCUUAGCCUGUGAUAAAACAUUAAAAUGAGGAAAAAGUUCAAGUCCUGGAUUUUUUAGAUUCUACCUGACACAACACCAGGUCUACUCACCUUUUUUUGUAUUUUAUAUUUGUCUAUUUAAGUGUACAUUUCUUUUGGUUUAUAGAGAAGACACCCCCAAAUCACGCGCUUCAUUAGGUGGUUCCGAGUUUGCUCCGGGGUGGCGCUGUCAGCACCUGGGCUGGCGUGGCGAGCCGUGCGCGCUCAGCGCCUUCCCAGGGUCCUGUGCGAAGGUCUGUGCACGCUCCACGGUGUCCG